Colletotrichum fioriniae is the source of this 633-nucleotide messenger RNA. The record is from RefSeq and is a predicted model, not a curated record. Lineage: Eukaryota; Fungi; Ascomycota; Sordariomycetes; Glomerellales; Glomerellaceae.
AUGGUCAGGUGGUUGGAGGCUCUCUUCGCCGCCAUCGAUGUUGCCGCUCCCAUCGAUGAUCGUGACUAUCCCCGCGACCAAAGCAUUCCCCGCAUUCAACGAAUCCGCUGGUUCCGUGGCCAGACACCAGCACCGACGAACAACUACCCCGUACCGACGCCAAGACCACUGAGUCCUGAACUCCGCCGCGUGGCCUCUGCCGAGGCACCCGAUCCCUUCCCAGCAUCAUCGACUAUAGAGGGUCUCGUUCACCAGGCCGUCGUCAACGAGCGCGGCGAGACCAACGUAUUAGACAGCGAGUCUAUUUACGGUCCCGGACCCGGGAGGAACGAGCUGAUCAGCAGCCGCUUGUCGACAACAUCGUAUCCCAACGAGGCCAUCGACCCUGACACUGGAAAAUGGGCGCCCGAGCACCAAUGGAGUGCGGCCCACGAUCUGCUUUACGCCAAGCUUUGCUACUCUGUUCUCCUGUUCAAGAGCCCCCGAAAGUCAAAUUACAUCAUCAGCAAGGGCAAGCGAUGGUUUGUGGAUUGGGCAACAGGUCGCAUGGUGCGCGUACUGCCGCCAGCCUACGGCGAGAUUGAUUUCUUCGGCCCUUGGCAAGUCAUCCACACGGAAAACAGGAGGAUUUAA